Molecule: messenger RNA, 237 nt
Organism: Gorilla gorilla gorilla (western lowland gorilla)
Lineage: Eukaryota; Metazoa; Chordata; Mammalia; Primates; Hominidae
Gene: DEFB130B
Product: defensin beta 130B
Biological process (GO): cell chemotaxis; defense response to bacterium
Cellular component (GO): extracellular region
Molecular function (GO): CCR6 chemokine receptor binding; chemoattractant activity
Source: RefSeq, a predicted model, not a curated record
AUGAAACUCCAUUGCCUUAUUUCUGUUCUCCUCCUCUUUGUGAUUUUAAUACCAAAAGGAAAGACUGGCAUUAUUCCGGGACAAAAACAUAUUGCAAUGAAAGGGGUGUGCAGAGACAAACUAUGCAGCACACUAGAUGAUACCAUUGGUAUAUGUAAUGAAGGAAAAAAAUGUUGUAGAAGGUGGUGGAUACUUGAGCCCUAUCCAACUCCGGUUCCCAAAGGAAAAUCUCCUUAG